Messenger RNA from Drosophila nasuta, 453 nucleotides. Its product is annotated as protein new-glue 1-like. Bases 70 to 363 code for a protein of 97 amino acids. The transcript has a single exon. Lineage: Eukaryota; Metazoa; Arthropoda; Insecta; Diptera; Drosophilidae. The record is from RefSeq and is a predicted model, not a curated record.
UUUGGGUAUAAAAAGUGCCAGAGCCUGGCAGAAACUAAUUAUUUUUGGAGCAGUUCUACUGAUAUCAACAUGCGUAUCCAGACCGUAGUCCUUGGUUGUGUCCUCUUGGCUCUUUGCCUGAUCAACAGUACUUCUGGUACAUCGACCACCACCACAACAACAACAACGACCACAGAGGCAACAACAACAACUACCACAACAAGCAGCACCACCGUGGACUCCACAACAAGUGCCGAGUAUGGUGCUUUGGUUCGUUUGAAGCAGCAGCUUCGUCGCCUUGCCCGCCUGCAACGAUUGAGGAAAGAGCGUCAGGCUGCCAGAAGGCGUGCUGCUCAGAGAUUGAGAAAAGCUUUGCGCAAUUAACGGAGAUGUAUCAACAGAAGGCGUCGAAAUCACGGUUAAUCUCAAAAAAUUGAUUAAUUGAAUACGUUUUACAAACAUUUAAAAUUUGUU